AUACAAAGAUGGCAGCAAUGACGACUGUGGUGAUGGCGGUGUUCAUUGUCACAGUGGCGCUCAUGUUGGUGGCCGCAGAAGCAAGAGUGUGCGAGCCCGAGUGUAACGAUGACGAGCGCUGUGUCAGUCUGGACGUGCGUCGUAGCCAUUCCAAUGACUAUGUCUGUGUGCCUGUCCGCUGCCUCACCCGCGGACGACGGGGUCGUUGUCGUCACUCGUCGCCUCACUUCCACUUCAACCGCGUGACGAUGAGCUGCGAGCCGCAGACUGCAGGCGCCUGCUACAGCUCCAGCAACAGCUUCGUGUCGCACGAGAACUGCGACCUCACGUGCUCGCCCUGGUACCGCCGAUGAACACAGACACUCCUCCCACCUCCUCUCCACAAGCCACUUUGCUUGACAUCCUGACACGUCACUGUCAUGUCACUGACAUGUGACCUCAUCCCAGGUACGAGGAAGACAGCAGCAACUGGCCGGAAGCGCGAAGCGCGCAUGCACGGAGGCAGCCGGCUGGUCGGGUGAGCAGACAAGGGGAGCCAACUGUGGUCUCUCGAGCAGAAAGUGGUUCAUCCUGUCCACUGUCCUCGCUUGGCUGCUGUUGGAGUUUUUCUCUCUGCUGACCCCGACAGGUGUGACGUGAGUGUCACAGGAGUCACACGCCUGCCUCCAGUAGCUCUAGUCUUCCUCACUCCCUCAGUGUGUGUGUGUGUACGUGCGUGCGCGCGUGCCUGUGUGUGUGUGUGUACGCGUGCCUGUGUGUGUGUGCGUGCGCGCGUGCCUGUGUGUGUGGUGCGCGUGCCUGUGUGUGUGUUUCUACGCGCACGUGCGUGACUGUGUUUACGAAUAGCAAACGAACUCAACAGUUGUUUUCUCACUUUGUAAGGGAGAUAACCGCUGAACUGUACUGAAAACAUUCCUUUCCAACAGUUAUCUCCCCAGUCGGGUUUUACUGCUGAACGCCAUGGUAACUAGCGGACAGGUCAAACAGUGGGUUGAAUGUACCCGGCUGUGAGUGGCUCACUGAGCUACAGACCUAGAUGUUGCACAGAACUGAGUUGUCGGCCGUGGGCCUGAUGACUGACUGAGUGAAGUGAACGUGUCGCACGUGCUGCCUUCUGCCUGUGUCGCCAUAGCUGAGUGUCUGCGUGCAUUGUGGGAACGUGAAGCUCUGUACAUAUCGCACUCCUAAUGUUGUUGGUAAAUACUGGAGGCCCAAUGUAUUAUUUAUUUCCGUUUGUUACGCUUGACCCCGGGUAACCCCAGCUGAAAGGGGAAUUUGCUGGAAACAGUUGUGGCCAGCCUCGCCUUGGUGCUCGCUACACCUGCUACAAGUUACUGUCCAGCGGAGGGAACGUCCUCACAGCACCUCGACCUGCUGAACUCUGUUCACUCUCCGACCGUCACCUGAGCUCACACCUGCCCGUGACGUCGACGUAGUCUUUUCUCAGAACAUGACGGUUGUCGUCGCCAUGGGAACCACUUUCAAGGCUUUGAACAAGAGAAAUUCAGGGCUAGCAGAAACAUAGAUACAACGAGCAGAAAAGUUGCUUUGUUGGCGAUGGCGAACCAUUGUGAAAUGAGGUCAUAACCUUUUAAUUAAAAUGUUUCCUGCUGACGUGUGCCUGGGGUGAAGAGCAUGUCACGAGGCAGCUCAAGAACUGGCCUCCUCCUCCUUAGCACAAGGGUUCGUUGUGAAUCACAUGCCAGCUAUUGUUGGGUAGAGCUCGGAGUCAUCAGGAGGAGGACUCGAUCUCAUGACGACCCUGGACUCGCGGAACGAUCUGUGCUUGCGAAUGAGUUGCGUCCCUUGUGAAGUUGUCUCCCUUGUCACUCUUCUUUCCCCUUAGAUGCACUGGGACGCUCGUCAACAACACUUUUGUUUACUAAGUUAUCUCAUGCUGAAACCUGUGUUUACAUCUGUUCACACAUGUGUGUACUCUGUUCAUAUCUGUGUUCUGAUGUCAGAUCGUCUGGUGUUCACAUAGCGUGGACUGGUGUUGCUUCACGCUUACUCUCAAUAAAGCAUGGAGAGAAAGAAAACAAA
Pomacea canaliculata is the source of this 2043-nucleotide messenger RNA. RefSeq lists its product as uncharacterized. The transcript is spliced from 4 exons. Gene Ontology annotation, molecular function: serine-type endopeptidase inhibitor activity. Bases 9 to 353 code for a protein of 114 amino acids. NCBI's taxonomy places the organism in Eukaryota, Metazoa, Mollusca, Gastropoda, Architaenioglossa, Ampullariidae. The record is from RefSeq and is a predicted model, not a curated record.